Molecule: messenger RNA, 3207 nt
Organism: Prorocentrum cordatum
Lineage: Eukaryota; Dinophyceae; Prorocentrales; Prorocentraceae
Source: the annotation of a GenBank genome assembly
AUGCCGCUCGGGGGCGUGGACGCCGUAGUGCUGGACGACACCGCGAAGCAGUGCGUGACCGCCCUGGACGCACAGCACCCUGGUUUCGUGCGCUGGGUGCAGGACAUGACCAUCCCCGAGUACCAGCCCUACCUGACCUGGCUGUAUCCAGGCUUCGUGCAGAGGGUUCCAGAACGGGCGGUGUCUUCGAAGGGGAGGGCGGGCGGUGCAAUGGGAGCAUGCGCGGGCCACUCCGCUCAUGCCAAACAGCCCGGCGGCGGAUAUCAGUACAUGAUCUGGGUGGUCAUGGAGCAGAGGCUGCGAGCGGGCGAAAACGCGUUCCACUUCGACUCUGACGCGCUCGUCGUCGGCAAUCUGUGGCCGCACCUCCUCAGCCUGGACCUGAUCAUGGACGCCGACCUCGUGGGCACCUGCGAUUGCGCGGGCCCAGGAUGCAAGGAGUUCGGCUGCUCGUUCAACCCUGGAGUAAUGCUGAUGCGCGUGUCGCAGGGGUCCCUCGCCUUGCUGACAGGGGUUUUCGCUAGGUGGGACAGCGAGGACUGGCUCGACCCGAGCACUCACCAGAUGAAGCAAAAGUGGGUCACAAAACCUAUACGCAGCACCCACGAACUGGCGGACAUGAAUGUGGUGAACACGUGGCUGGUCCAGCAUGGAAACUGCUCGAAGGUGCCCAGUAAAGGCAAGGAAGCUGCUUUCCAAUGCAACAACGUCACGCUAGCGACCUUCACCAAGGGCCACGAAAGGGGUGGCAGAGAGUGCAGAGGGGAGAAGCCGUGGCGGUCGGCGACCUGCAAGCCGAGGGGCUUGGUCAUUUCGCACUCACACGACGCGCGGAACCAGGUGUUCUUCGCCGACCCGCCCGAGUUCCCCGCGUCACCUCCAGGUGCUAAGCCCGCGCCCGUGCACGCUGGCUCUCGCCCGCCGACGGCUGAGCGUGGGUCCACCACCGCCGCCGCUGCAGCGCCGCCCAAGCGCGGCCCGCCGCAGGCCGCACCGCCUCCGACGAGCACGGGCGUCGAUCCUGCGCUCGCGCCCGCGCCGGCGCCCCCCGCCGCUGCGGCAACUCCCGAGGGCGGCCCGUCGCAGGCCGCGCCGCCUCCAGCGAGCACGGGCGUGGAGCCUGCGCUCGCGCCGGCGCCCCCCGCCGCUGCGUCCGCUCCUGAGGGUGGCCCGUCGCAGGCCGUGCCGCCUCCAGGUGGAGCGCGCGACGUGCCAGCGCCCGCGGCGCCCGCGGCGCUUGUGGCGCCCGCGCUGCCGCCCCCCGCGCUGCCGCCGCCCGCUGGCGAGCUAGCGGCGCCGUCGGCAGCUGUGCCGGCGCUGGCCGCGGGGCCCGGCGGCCAGUGGGUGCGGGACCCGGGCAGCUUCGCGCAGGGCCUGGCCGCGGGCGCGGCGCUCGCCGCGUGCCUCGGCGGGCUGGUUGCGCGCCCCUGCGGCCGGGAGGGCGCAGCCGGCGCGGUGGCUUCGGCGGCGGACGCGGAGGCCUCGGCGAAGCCCGCCGUGCGCCCCAGCAGGGUCGGGCGCGGCCCAGCUGACCAAGACGAGGCAAGGGCGAGCGUGGGCGCCGCAAAGCUCGAGCCGUGGCAGCUGCCGCGCCCGCCCCAGCGGACGGCUCGGAGGCGGGCACGCUCGACAGCACGGGCACUGGUUCGGAGGCCAGCGGGCGAUAUGGGCGAGCUGCAAAAGGCCAUCGAGUACCUCGAAGCCUUCCCUGCUCCCUCGGGCCUCGGCGUGGCGCACGUGGACGAGCAGCUGGUGCCCCUUCGAGCUCAACGUGAUGCGGCAGCCGCGGCGCUGGCAGCUGACAGAGAGGCAGGCCUUUCGCGAGCGGCCAAGCUCCGCAGAGAGGCCUAUUCAGUCAGCCGCGCGGAGAAGAAGGCUGCGGGAGCGCGCCGCGCCCUCGUCGACGCUGCCAAGGCGGUCGCCGACGCCGAGGCCGAGCUGCAGGAGGCCCAGGAGAAGCGGGUGCGUGCUGAGGAGCAGCAGUCGGCGGCGCAGGAACGAUUCAACUCCCUGGAGGCAGCGGCGGCGCAGGCGCGCGACGGCCAGGAGCGCGCUGUGUCAGAGCGAGACCUGGAGGCCACGCGGGGCCUGUUCGUGCAGCUCCGCACUCUGCCGACGGCGCACACGGCUGGCAACUUCGCUCGUGCGUGGGAGAGCAUGAUGGAGCAGUUGGCGGCGGUGGAGGCCCUGUUCUCCGCCCCAGAGUGCAAGACGCAGCUGCAGCAACGCGAGCGCUGGGGCGACAGCUGCCCCCUGGAUGGCGGCGCGGUCGGCUCUGACUCGGACAUCGACCUGCUGGAGCCGCUGCCGGCUGAGGAGCGUGGCCAGGCGGCUCGGCGAGGUCCUGCUGCUGGAGGCUGGACCAAGGUUGCGCCUGGCCUGGUCAGCUCGCUGGCGGCGGAGGCAGCUGACCUGGGCCCUCUGGCAACGGUCACCCCUGUUGCGGUCGAGGCGCAGGGCAGGAGGGCUGCUGCGCGUGAAGCGGUCCACGGCAGGCUGGUUGCAGCCCUGGCACGCGUCGCCACCCUCGAGGCCGAGCUCGGCGCGCGCCGCAAGGGCCACGAGGCGGCGGCGGUGCAGGCGCUGCGCCUCGCGACCCCGCAUGCAUGGGGCGUGCCCGCUUUCGACCUGGCCGCGGCAGGUGUCGGCAUCGAGCAGAUUGUUCCCCAGAGCGAGCUCCUCGGCGGCUCGCCAGGGGGCCUUCCUGGGCUCUCUGCUGGCGCGGAUGCCGCCGACAGCAGUACGCAUGGCUGGACAGGGCUCGACGUGGCGCAGCAGGCACUGAGCGCGCCCAUCGUCGGCGGGCUUGGGGCUGGAGGGUCCUACAAGUCCCUCGGCACCGAGAUCGAGGGCAACGCCUCCAGCAUCCUCUCCUCGGGCCUCCCCGUCCCCGACUGCGUGGGCGACGCCAUGUCGGUCUUGAAGGGCGAGGAGGUCGGGAGGCAGGAGCGGCUCGUGGCGUUAAAGCACGCGGUGGCGCUGCCCAUGGCGCGUGCGCGGCGCUCGGCCACUGUGGCCAUCGCAGCGCGGGUGAAAGCCGCCGUGAUGAAGCUGCAGGCAUUGACCGAGCGGGUGGCCACGCUGGGCGACUGGUUCACAGGGACGAACGUCGUCGUCGACGUGACCGGGAGCAUCGUGCGGUGGGCCGAGGCGAUCCACCUGAGCCAGGGCGUCGGCGCUGUGGCACGCCUGGAGCAAGCGGGCGGG